AUGGACUCGGACACCCUUCAAGAGAUCUUUGUUGGCGCCUUCCACUCUGGCGAUACAGACACAUUGCGACACAUGAUUGAGAAGCGUCUCGAUGACAUCAGUGUCACUCGUCCACUAUGGCAAACGAUUGCCAAGAUUGGUGAUCCUGGACUGUUUGAGUCGAUGGUGGCACUACAUCGCACGACAAAAGAGGGCCGCACUCGCGAGCUGUCAUUGCUGACGCUGGCCACACGUUUGUCGGUGGACGCAUCGAUCUGGGGCCAACUAGAGUUGCUGGUGUACUUGAUACAGACUCACAAGGUGGAUAUGGAUCAACAACAGGUCGAGUACUUGGUGUCAUCGGCAACAUUCAACGGCAACAGUGACAUUGUACAAUAUUUGAUGGAUAACUACAAGGUGUCAAAGAAGACGCAGGCAUCAUUGAUGAAGCAUGCCAUCAAUUACAAACACUUUGACCUCGUACGACUCUAUCAUCAGCACUACUCGAUACCCAUUGACAAGAAGUUGAUCAAGACCACUGGCAACUGUACUGUCGAGUCCUUCAAGAAGCCCAAUAAAAAGAAGAUGACUUAA
Molecule: messenger RNA, 573 nt
Organism: Acytostelium subglobosum LB1
Lineage: Eukaryota; Evosea; Eumycetozoa; Acytosteliales; Acytosteliaceae
Exons: 1
Coding region: 1-573 (190 amino acids)
Source: RefSeq, a predicted model, not a curated record